AGGAUUCUGGCUCUGCUUAGAACCAGGCUGUUGCUGAGUGACCUGGAGCGAGAGGAGCAAGCCAAGGAGAAGCAGACGCUAGAGUUGGAGUCGGCCCAGGAGCCUGAGCCAGACCUGGGGUUAAAGCUGGAGCAGCAUCACUAAAGAAGCUGAAGAGAUGCUCGUUAUUUUGGGACUGUUCACCUGCUUCCUUUCGGUUUUGUACAUGACAGCUCCAUCCAUCAGGAAGUACUUUGCCGGUGGAGUUUGUAGAACUAACGUGCAGCUUCCUGGAAAGGUGGUGGUGAUCACUGGUGCCAACACAGGCAUUGGCAAGGAAACAGCCAGAGAGCUCGCCCGCAGAGGAGCCCGAGUGUACAUUGCCUGCCGAGAUGUACUGAAGGGGGAGUCUGCUGCCAGUGAAAUCCGAGCAGAUACAAAGAACUCCCAGGUGUUGGUACGGAAACUGGACCUAUCUGACACCAAAUCCAUCCGAGCCUUUGCUGAGGGCUUUCUGGCAGAGGAAAAGAAGCUCCAUAUACUGAUCAAUAAUGCAGGAGUAAUGUUGAAUACAUAUUCCAAGACGGCAGAUGGCUUUGAAACCCAUAUUGGGGUCAACCACCUGGGCCACUUCCUUCUCACCCACCUGCUCCUGGAGCGGCUGAAAGAAUCUGCUCCCUCGCGGGUGGUGAACCUGUCUUCCGUGGUGCACCAUGCCGGCAAGAUUCGCUUCCAUGACCUCCAGGGCGAGAAGUAUUACUGCAGUGGUUUUGCCUAUUGCCAUAGCAAGUUGGCCAACGUGCUUUUCACCCGUGAGCUGGCCAGGAGGCUUCAAGGCACAGGGGUCACCACCUACGCGGUGCACCCAGGCGUUGUCACCUCCGAGCUGUUCCGGCACUCCUUCCUCCUGUGUCUGUUGUGGCGGUUCUUCUCCCUCUUCCUCAAGUCCACGUGGGAGGGGGCGCAGACCAGCCUGCACUGUGCCCUGGCUGAGGGCCUGGAACCCCUCAGCGGCAAGUACUUCAGUGACUGCAAGAGGACCUGGGUCUCUUCAAGGGCCCGAAAUAACAAAACAGCUGAGCGUCUGUGGAAUGUCAGCUGUGAGCUUCUAGGAAUCCAGUGGGAGUAGCUAGGGGAAAAGCUAUGGCUUUAUCAGGCCCAAUCCACGCCACGAUGAAAGGGCACCAAAGAGAAGGCCAGCCCUAAAGGAUUGUCCUACUAACCUUUCUGGAAAUCUCUGUACAACCAACCCUCAUGAGAGGCUGGCUCAUGGCCCAAGACGGACAUGCCUGCCUACAAACCUUCUCAAGACUCGGAGAGUCGGCAGCCUGCGGGGACAAGGGGACUGGGCAGAUCCCACCCACGCUGCAGUAGGGGUGGGAGCAGAGCCUGGGGAAUUGGGCCGAUUUCCUCACCAACACGGAAAACACCAGCCUGCACGCUCAGCUGAGGUGGUCGGAGCACCAGCACCACAUAUUUCAGAGUCUGCUGCCUUGAACUCUGGACGGUCUUGUUUCCCCUCUGAAGGGCUGACCCCAACCCCGGACUCUGGACCAAUUCAGGAAGACGGGCUGAGCUCAGCUGAAUUUGAUUUCUUCCUUUGAACACCCUGGAGCCACUGUGUGAAGCUGGGUCUUCCCCUUUCCCAUCAUGCAGGUGGUUUCUUCUAAAAAGUUUCCUUUACCCCGAUUUUUAGUGAAAAUAAAAAUUUGAAUACA
Molecule: messenger RNA, 1697 nt
Organism: Chinchilla lanigera (long-tailed chinchilla)
Lineage: Eukaryota; Metazoa; Chordata; Mammalia; Rodentia; Chinchillidae
Gene: Rdh12
Product: retinol dehydrogenase 12 (all-trans/9-cis/11-cis)
Exons: 7
Coding region: 158-1108 (316 amino acids)
Source: RefSeq, a predicted model, not a curated record